Molecule: messenger RNA, 2696 nt
Organism: Dermacentor silvarum
Lineage: Eukaryota; Metazoa; Arthropoda; Arachnida; Ixodida; Ixodidae
Gene: DNApol-epsilon58
Product: DNA polymerase epsilon subunit 2
Exons: 11
Coding region: 161-1768 (535 amino acids)
Biological process (GO): error-prone translesion synthesis; DNA-templated DNA replication
Cellular component (GO): epsilon DNA polymerase complex
Molecular function (GO): DNA binding
Source: RefSeq, a predicted model, not a curated record
GCGGGUUCGCGCGAUCCUGAAAAAAAAAUGUCUGCUUUCUUUCGUCGGCAGCAUGGGAAAUGAGCAUAUUCUUGUCAACAAGGCGCAGACAGCUUUCUUGUGCACUGGAUACUCGUGAACCGUGCGUUUAUGCUUCGUGUUUUGUAGCCGACAGCUUGAAAUGUCGUUGAAACUGCGCAGCAAGAUCCUUAAAAGCUUCCAAAUUAGAGGGUUCACGCUUCGCAGUGAGGCUAGCAAGUUCUUGCUGGGCGCCUUGACACCCUUGGAUGAGGACCGCCAGGACGUGUGGCUGCGACGUCUGCUGGACUCGCUGCAGGCACAGCGGCUCGACGGACCCUUUCUCACUAAGGAUGACCUGCUCGGCUGCAUCCGUGAGUUUGAACGUGCCGACAAUGAUGGCACCGAUGUCCGUCUCCUAGUGGCCGACGCCUUUUCCCUUGCACCGCUGACCUAUUGCCAGGAGCGGCACAAGUUCAUCCCUCGCGAGUUGGCGGGCCACGGUGGGCCUCCACGGCUGUUUGGCGAUGCGGGGGCCAAGGCGUUCUUCUUCCGCGAGCGCUACCAGCUGGUGCUGCAGAAGACGGCACGCCACCACUGCUUCUCGUCGAGGUCACGCCUGCCCGCCGGCACCGCUGGCUUUGACCUGCGACCGAUCGAGCACCUGCUGGGCACCACGGGUGAACGUGUGGUCGUGCUUGGCAUGCUCUGCCAGCUCGAAGAGGGCAACUACUUUCUCGAGGACACAACUGGCUCUGUGAAAAUUGACAUUUCUGGCACUAAGUUCACAGCCGACCUGUUCAUGGAAAACAGCUUUGUGCUGGCCGAGGGAUGCUACGAGGACAUGGUCUUCCACGUGGAUGCCAUGGGCCUGCCUCCCAUUGAGCCAGCUGUGGAAACGCUGAAAUACAUGGGCGGUGCCAGCAUCUUCGACAAGUUUCCCGAGAAGUUACGGACGCAGCUGGAGCUGAGCGAUGUGCCAGACAAUGCCCUGUUCGUGCUCCUCUCCGAUGUCUGGCUAGACCAACCCAAGGUCCUGUCGCAUCUGCGGGUGCUGUUCACUGGCUUCGCGCAGGGUGCCCCCGCCUGCUUUGUGCUGGCGGGAAACUUCCUAUCGCGCUCCACGGGCCUCCAGAAGGAUCGUGUGCUGCUCAAAGAGGGUUUCAAGGCACUGGCCGACAUGCUCAGCGAUUUCCCGCUUCUAGUCAAGCACUCGCGGUUCAUCUUCGUCCCCGGACCCAAGGACCCGGGCCUCUCCAAUGUGCUGCCCAGGCCGGGCCUCCCCCGCCAGGUGACGGAGCCCCUGCGUAGCGGCACCGGUGAAGGGGGGGAGGGCGGCACCAGUGCACUGGCCGAGCGUUGCCACUGGGCAAGCAACCCGUGCAGGUUGCUGUACUGCGGCCGCCAGGUGGUGCUGUGGCGCCAGGACGGACUCGCCAAGGCAUGCCGCAACGCGGUGCACCGACCCUGGGACAAGGCGGGUCUCGACCUUGCACAAGUGUACACGCGGAGCCUGGCGGCCAACGCCCACCUGAGUCCCGUCUCGCUUGCAGUGACGCCCGUCUACUGGGAGUGGGACUUUGCCCUCUGGUUGCACCCACUGCCAGACGCCGUCAUCUGCUUUGACGCCUGCGAUGCCUUCACCGUCGAGCAAGCCGGAUGCGUCUUCUUCAACCCUGGUUCAUUCCCAAAGACAGACUAUGCCUUCAAGGUCUACUACCCUGCCUUCAAGAAGGUCGAAGACAGCCAGAUCGGGAAUGUUGCAGAGUAAAUGACUUUGAAGAUGACCCUCCAGCUCGCUUACCUUUGCUUCCAUGUUCGCAGAGAUGAACGUGACAGAGAGAUUGUGGGAAGUGUGUAAUGACACAGUAAUGGCACCCAUUUAGUCUUUGUGCAGUCAGGUGGACCUAUGGAAAUUGCUAAACAUUUUUAGUGAUGCUGCAUGACAUGCAUGUCGUGAAUCACGACUUUAUUUUCUUGCAGUGCGGAAAUAUUCAAUACUUUCAAAAUAACUAAUCAAGUAGUAUCUUAUUAUAUUCAGUCUUCCAAUUGAAUAGUCACUAUCGGUUAACAUGAAUAUUUCAGAAUCUCAGCUGUGCGCAAUCAAACAUAAAACUUCAGCAAAGGGAUAAAUUCCGUUCCCCGCGAGCAUAUUACAAGAAUAAAACAUGAGAACUUCCAUAAUGAUAGAGGCUACGUCGCUUAGGGAGUUGGGCAUUACCAGUUAUACAGUGUUCGUUUGCACACUCCAAAGAAUCUUGUGUAUGCAAACAAACUGCUUGUUUGUCCAGAAUGCUCUAUUGGUGCUUUUAGUACAGAACGCUUCAUAUUUUGCAGUUAAAAGUGGUCCUGAACCACCCCUCGGGCUUGGUGAAAAAAUGUAGUCUGCAGAUAGCAUACACUGCUGUGAACAUCUCAGCCAAGUUUUGUAGCCGUGUGUGGCGUGUAGAGCUCGCAAGCAGAGCGCGAAGUCACGUUUCUCUAAAAUGCUCUCUUUUCAACAAAAGCCUGCUCCUCACUCUUUUCUGGAUGCUUUAUUUCGUAAUAUAGCUGAUUCUCAUCCGCGGCUGCUAUUGGCCAAUAGCUUACGUCAAUCAAGAAGAGUGUUUGGAUCAGUGCACUUCUUCCUGCUGUAACUGUGUAUAUUUAUUGACAAAGUUUAAUAAACGGGCUGAAGUAAGCCAAAAUGUGCUUUCGAA